Messenger RNA from Nyctereutes procyonoides (raccoon dog), 1376 nucleotides. It is a transcript of the gene TXN2, whose product is annotated as thioredoxin 2. Gene Ontology annotation, molecular function: protein-disulfide reductase activity. The transcript is spliced from 4 exons. Lineage: Eukaryota; Metazoa; Chordata; Mammalia; Carnivora; Canidae. Gene Ontology annotation, biological process: cell redox homeostasis. Gene Ontology annotation, cellular component: mitochondrion. The record is from RefSeq and is a predicted model, not a curated record. The coding region runs from base 159 to 650 and encodes 163 amino acids.
AAUCCAAGCCGCCCCUCAAGCUGCGGAGAGAAGCGUUCCGGGUUGCCUGUCCCCGGAAGUGAUGUUCGAAAGGCCCUCCCCCCGGAAGUGACGAAGGGAGUGCCCUUGACUGGCGGGGAGGGCCGGGCAGUGCAUCCCUCCGCUCUGGCUGCAGGGAGAUGGCUCAGCGACUUCUCCUGAGGAGGUUCCUGGCCUCCGUCAUCUCCAGGAAGCCCCCUCAGGGUCGAUGGGCACCUCUCACCUGCAGGGCCCUGCAGUGCAGCCCUGGUCACCUGACAGCAACACCCACCCAAGCCCGGUCAAUAUACACCACCAGAGUCUGCACGACAACCUUCAACAUCCAGGAUGGACCUGACUUUCAAGACCGAGUUGUCAACAGUGAAACACCAGUGGUUGUGGACUUCCAUGCACAGUGGUGUGGCCCAUGCAAGAUCCUGGGGCCCAGGUUAGAGAAGGUGGUGGCCAAGCAGCAUGGGAAAGUGGUGAUGGCCAAGGUGGAUAUUGAUGACCACACAGACCUCGCCCUGGAAUAUGAGGUGUCCGCUGUGCCCACUGUGCUGGCCAUCAAGAAUGGGGACGUGGUGGACAAAUUCGUGGGUAUCAAGGACGAGGACCAGCUGGAGGCCUUCCUGAAGAAGCUGAUUGGCUGACAAGCAGGAAAGAGGCCUGGCUGCCCUUGCCCACCAGGGCCCCUGCAGUUCGAGGAGGGGCCCCGCGAGAACUCUGAGCCCUUCCGUGUUGGCCCUUCCUGCCUCCUCCCUUUUGCCCGGCCCCCAUGGGCCCGUGCUUUGGAGACCAGGCCCCCAAACAUGGGUGCCCAGCUAACCUCCAGGGUGGCUACCCGGGGAAUGGUGCUGCCACUGACCUGGGGACAGCCAUCUCCUACCCACUGUCUUGUCUGCUCCCACUAGGGCUUGUCUCUGUCCUCCCAGGAUGCUGGAGAGAGCCCCAGGCCAGCCCACAGUGCCCCGUGCCGGGUGACAGCUCGGUCCACGUCACCCUGGUCCCUUCUGAUCUGCACCCUGGUGCCUGGCCCGUCUGUCUCCUGCGUUUUUCUUUCCUGCUGCUGUUUUGUAAAAAGGAAGAAGGAAAAAGAAACCCAAACAAGGGAGAGUAAUAUAUAAUUCUCUCAUUUUUUGUAGGUCUGUAAUAAAGAACUUUAUGUGAUCCCUUCUACCUCCUGCUCUGAAGAACAGACCCUGGGCCCCACGCUAAAUUACCCUGUAGCCACCCCCCCCAGAGCCACGUCCCUUCCUUCUUCCCAGGCGCCAGGGCAGAGAACACAUGGGCAGGGGGAGGGGGGGGUCCCAGACCCCUGUCCCUGGGAAGCCUCACUGUGAACAACCUGGACCAAUAAAGCUAGGGUUUGCACUGUU